Aspergillus puulaauensis is the source of this 798-nucleotide messenger RNA. It is a transcript of the gene EMC3, whose product is annotated as ER membrane complex subunit EMC3. NCBI's taxonomy places the organism in Eukaryota, Fungi, Ascomycota, Eurotiomycetes, Eurotiales, Aspergillaceae. The record is from RefSeq and is a predicted model, not a curated record. Gene Ontology annotation, cellular component: membrane; EMC complex. Gene Ontology annotation, biological process: protein folding in endoplasmic reticulum. The coding region runs from base 1 to 798 and encodes 265 amino acids. The transcript is spliced from 5 exons.
AUGGCAUUGCAAGGUGUAGAGCAGACGAUCCUUAGGGAUCCCGCUCUAUUCUACUGGAUCUUGAUUCCCAUUACUGUUGUCAUGAUUUUGACUGGUAUGCUACGCCACUAUGCUACAGUUUUGAUGAACUCCCCCCCAAAGCCUGCCUCAACCCUGGCCGAGUCCCGCGAACGUCUCACCCUUUUCCGCGCCGUCAAUUUACGUAACCACGCCUCUGCCGUACUGUCGAAAGAGGCCUUCGAAAUGCGGAAAAAUUACCUCGUUACUGGCUUCCAGAAUGGCGAGUUUCUCAAGGACCCCGAGAACCGUGGACAACCCCCCGCCAAUCCCAUGUCAGAUCCUGCCGCUAUGGAGGGCAUGAUGGGCAUGAUGAAAGGGAAUAUGAUGAUGAUGAUCCCCCAGACCCUGAUAAUGAGUUGGAUCAAUGCGUUCUUCUCAGGAUUUGUUAUCUUGAAACUUCCAUUUCCUCUCACAGUUCGCUUCAAGUCGAUGUUGCAAUCCGGUGUCAUGACUCGUGACUUGGAUGUGAGAUGGGUGUCGAGUUUAUCAUGGUACUUCCUGAAUUUGUUCGGUCUGCAAUCUGUUUUCGGAUUUAUUCUGGGCAGUGAUAAUGCUGCCAACCAAAUGGCUCAGCAGAUGGGUCAAAUGAACCCCGCUGCUCAAGCAAACCCUUUUCAGCCUGGACAAGAUCCACAUAAAUUGUAUGUGAACGAAGCAGAGAACCUGGAGGUAGUGGAACAUUUCUGUAUUCUCGACGGCAUUGAGGAGAGAGUUCUGCGCAAGUAUGGUGCUGCUUAA